ACGCGGAGUGUGAGUGACAUGCGAAGCGAGCGAGCGGCUUCACACAGCUAAAGAACAGAUGACUGCGAUCACACUGCCUGAGCUUGUCCUCGGGCACAGCGACUGGUUUGCCAUGUCGCUGUCUGACGAGGCGAUGACGCCAGAACAGCGCGAGUUGUAUGAGAGAGUCAAGAAUGCGAGUAGUGAGCUUCCUUUAAGUUGGCCUUGGAUGUGUGAUGUUGAAACGCAGACACUUGCUGAAGCACUCAAGGUGAACACGACGCUCACCCAGCUCGACAUCCCAAAUCGAUCACUUCGCGAGGAUGGUGCGCAGGCAAUAGCUGAAGCCCUCAAGGUGAACACUGCCCUCACCCAGCUCGACCUGCACAACAAUCAGAUUGGUGAUGCUGGAGCACAGGCAAUUGCUGAAGCACUCAAGGUGAACACAGCGCUCAUCCAGCUCGAUUUGAGCAGGAACCUGGUUGGUGACGCUGGCGCUCUUUCCAUCUCAGAAGCACUCCGAGCGAAUUCGACUUUGCAAAAUCUCAAUCUGGGAUCGAAUCAGAUCGGUGACGCUGGCGCCCGUUCCAUCUCAGAAGCACUCCGACAGAAUAAGACUUUGCAAAUUCUCAGUCUGUGGUUUAAUCAGAUCGGAGACGCUGGGGCUCUUUCCAUUUCAGAAGCACUUCGAGAGAAUACGACCUUGCAAAAGCUCAAUCUGGAGUUCAAUCAGAUCGGUUAUGUGGAGGAAACGGAAGUUCGCGUGGUCGUGCUUGGCGAUCCUUCAGUCGGCAAGACCUCACUUGUUAGGGGAAUCGCCGACGGUUAUGUUCGACAGGCGUUCUCCAAUGUGUUUAAUCUUGCCAAAUCCACCGAUGGUAUUGAUAUUUCAACAGUCGUUCUGCGUGAGAAAGACAAAUCCAUGAUUUUGAUCAUUUGGGAUUUCGCUGGUCAAGAAGUCUAUCUGGUUUCGCACCAGUUCUUUCUUCGUGAACGAACAGUCUACCUGGUCCUGUUUGACGUGCGUGAAGACUUGUCACUCCAUUCGCGCCUUGCCUUUUGGCUCCGCAGCUUGCACGCUUGCGUUCCAAACGCCGAUAUCAUUCUUGUUGGAACCCACAUUGAUGAUCCGUCAUACACUUCGGAGCGGCAGCAAGAGCAAAAACAAAAUCUUGACAAUCUGCUCAGCACCUUGCAAGAAUCAAGGGUUUCGUUUAACGUGCGUUCGGCCGUCUACAUCAACGCGCGGAACUCUACGGGGGCCCCGAGCAUGCCGGAACUCAAGACUGCAUUGUUUCAAGCUGGACAAGACAUGCCGUUUUACACCCAACCGGUGGAUGGCCGAUACAUUCAGUUCAGAGACUCGCUACGAAAGCGAGCUGAUCAGUUGGUCGCCCAAAACAAACCGCCUCUCUGUCGAUGGCAUGAAAUUGUCGAGCUUGGCCAGUCACUGGGUCUCAGCGGGCGAGCAAUCGAUGAAUUCAUGCAGCUCUUGCGUUUUCAAGGCUGGGUCGUUUUCCAUCGUCUUGCCGAUUCAGCGACCCAAGACCCGCCCGAUGUUCUCGCGCUGCAACCAGCAACUCUCCUCGCUUCGAUGAAUGACAUUGUCAUCUUGAACCCUCAAUGGUUCACGAAAACAGUCCUGACUGGAGUAAUAACCCAGAGACCUCAAGAUCGAUGGGUCAAAGAUGGCAUUGUGACUCGCCAGGAUCUGCUUCGAAACGCUUGGAAGGGCAUCGAUUCUGCGAUUUGUGAUCAGUUUGUGCUGCUCCUUCAGCGAUACGAGCUCUUGUACAAGAUGAGCGAUGCCGAUCAACCUGGAACCGAUUCUGGCACUCGCUAUGUCAUCCCUUCGUACCUGCCAGCUUACGAGUUUGACCCGAGUAGAUGGUCUCUGAAGCCUGCAGCGGGCGAGCCGCAUGAAGUUGCCAUUGUGAUGGAGACAAAGUUUUUGCUGGAGGGAUUUUUCUCGAGGCUGCUUGUGCGCUUUCACGAGCGGAAAUUCAGUUUGACAGCGUGGAAAGAUGCUGUUCUGGUCAAUUGCGGCGGUCCUCGAGCACUACUCCGUGUUCAUCGCAACGCUUCCAAUGUGCGCCUCGAGUUUACCGUGCGUGGGCAACAUCCAGAGGAGCUGCUGCCAACCCUGAUUGAGAUAUUGGACAAGCUCAGUUCGGAUUGGUAUCCUGGAAUCUCGUGGGAAACCUACCUGCGCUGUCCCAUGCAGGUGCCUCAUGACAAACCGUGCAGGUGGCUGCUCCGACCUCAAGUUCGAGACGCGGUGAUUGACAAGAUGAAAAACUUAUCUUGUUCGCACACGCUCGCCACUUUCCGCAAGGAGGAAUGGCUUCCUGUUCUCAGCUCGCUUUUGCAGCGUCGCUUGAACGCUGUUUCGCAACCCACACCGGAGGAUAUCGAAGCGCUACGGCAACUCGAGUGGCAACAAGCACCGUCGAACGAGACCCAAAGUUCGGUGACAGAAGCUGCAUCGCCUGUCGCACCACUGGUUGCAUCCGAACAGCGACCAUUGCUGGCGCCAGCAUUGCAGCCGAUCAUCGAUGGACAAACCCAGCAUCGAGAUUUUGCGAACACAAGUACACCGCAAUCUGGAAUUUCCACGACUAUUCCUCGAGUGGGUAUGCAAGAGCUUUCUCAAGUUACUGGCAACUUUGCCGAAUCACGGCGCAUCGGGGGCGGCGGCUUUGGCAGUGUUUACGCCGGCAUUUGGCGUGGUGCACACGUUGCUGUCAAGCGUUUGGCGGCGAAUUCAAACCAAGGCAUCGCUCAAUUUGAGGCCGAGCUCGAAUCCCUCUCUCGUUUUCGCCAUUGCAACAUUGUGACUAUCAUGUGCUAUGCUCAAGAAGGCAACGAAUGCUGCUUGGUGUACGAGCUGAUGGCAAAUGGUUCAGUCCGUGAUCGUCUGGAUUGCACGAACGGCACGCCUGCUCUGAGUUGGCCACAACGCCAGAGGAUUGCCAUCGAGAAUGCUAUUCCAGAUCAGCCGCUAUUCCACUUGGAUCUCAAGACGGACAAUGUUUUGCUGGACACUCACUUUACUGCAAAAGUCGCCGAUUUUGGAUUGACGCGCUCCGUGCCAGCUCAGUUGGCUGCACAGAGCUACCUCCAUACGCAGACCAUUCGAGGAACUCGCCCUUACAUUUGCCCUGAGUAUCUUGAUCACCACGUCGUUUCCAUUCGAACGGACGUGUACUCGUACGGCAUGAUUUUGCUCGAGCUGCUGACUGGAAAGCUGCCUGGUAUUGCACUUGCUAGCUCAGUGAAACGUGCGCUUAAACAGCAAGGUCGGCUCGAUUCCGAGUUGGAUGCGUCGAUCACAUGGAGCGCUGCAGACAAACUCGCUGCCACCGCACUCGCGCAUCUUGCUAUUGCUUGCCUGAAGCCUGAUCGACACGACCGACCAUCCUUUGGCGAGAUUCUGUCAAAGAUGAGCCAAUCUGCCGAUCAGGGCAACGCGCAUGCUCAUGCUGCAAUUCCCCACAAUCCCAGGAUGGAGCAUCAUCUCAGAAGCAUCAAGGAGCAGUCGCAACCUCAUCGAAAUUCGGAUCUCGUGAGCUCUCACAUGGAGCAGGAGCAGGAGCAGCAGCAGCACUCACAGGUUGCUGAGGUCGGAGCUGCACCUCUGAAUCCUCAUCACAGCGCCGUCAAGGAGUGGCUCUCUCCUACUUUAAACUCGAUUGUCGUGAACGCUAGCAUGCAGUCGCAGCGCUCGGAAGUCGCAGCUGCAGCAAAUUCACCACUGUCUCAUGAUCAAAACAGCAUCAAUGAGCCGCUGCAGCAUGCUGCAAACUCGAUUGUCACGAACGCUAGCAUGCAGUCGCAGCUUGGCUCCUUCAACGGAUCGGACGUGAACCCAGAUAUCGAUCACUAA
Molecule: messenger RNA, 3865 nt
Organism: Capsaspora owczarzaki ATCC 30864
Lineage: Eukaryota; Filasterea; Ministeriida; Capsasporidae
Product: pelle/IL-1 receptor associated Kinase
Exons: 11
Coding region: 59-3865 (1268 amino acids)
Biological process (GO): protein phosphorylation
Molecular function (GO): protein binding; protein kinase activity; ATP binding
Source: RefSeq, a predicted model, not a curated record